Messenger RNA from Cooperia oncophora, 342 nucleotides. NCBI's taxonomy places the organism in Eukaryota, Metazoa, Nematoda, Chromadorea, Rhabditida, Trichostrongylidae. The record is from the annotation of a GenBank genome assembly.
AUGCCUCUGGCUGGUAUUCUUUGUGAGAGCUCAUUCGGCUGGAGAUUGCUGUACUACAUUCAGGGAAUGUUCACACUUCUACUGUAUAUCACAUUCUACUAUUUCUUCCAGGACUCACCAGUGCUUCACAGAAACGUUAGUGAGAAAGAGCUGGCCCGAAUCCAGCAUGACAAGACCGAUACCGGUUCAUCAGCACGGGAACCGGUACCAUACCUACAUGUAAUUCGCGACCCCUGCAUUCUCGGAAUUUGGCUGUCGAAUAUUGGUGCUAAUCUCGGGUUUCUGACGUUCCUUUAUUAUGGACCAGUUUACGUCAAUAAGGUGAGCUUUCUGUUAUCUUGA